AUGAUACAUGUGAAGGCCCAACUGAAAGAUCUUGAAAAGAAACUAGAUAUCGUGACUGAUGCUGUUUGUAAACUUGUUGAGCAGUUCCAGGUGAGUGCAGGAGAUAAAGAACAAAAAGAAAAACAAGUCUUCAUCAAUCAUCUAGUAUCAACAGUGAUCAGGUCAAAUAAUUGUGUGCUUUGGCUUCAAAUGGUCAGAUAUGAGAAGAAGUUUUAG
Molecule: messenger RNA, 216 nt
Organism: Microthlaspi erraticum
Lineage: Eukaryota; Viridiplantae; Streptophyta; Magnoliopsida; Brassicales; Brassicaceae
Source: the annotation of a GenBank genome assembly